AUGGCUUCAGCAUAUUCUCUUAGGCAAGCAUUCGCUCUUCUUAUCCUACUAUCAAAAAUUGCAGCCGCUACGACAACAGUUUGGCGAAACCUUCCGUAUAUCAUCGGACACAAUGAUAUUGAUGUCACACCAGCUAUCAGACGCCGCAUUAUUGGACUGUCCUUCGAUGCUAUCGCAGGACGCCGCUCCUUUACAUUCGGUGCCUCACGAGCUAGUGAUUACCAAUUACCACAUCUAGAUGGGGUUGCUAAGGAUCAUUUUGCCCUUUAUUUUGACUCCAAUGACCAUGCUCUAUACCUCAACAAUACCAGUUCGGAACGCAUACACCUCUCGCCAGCGGCGUCUAUUGUUCUACUUACUACAUACAUCAAAAUCUCCAUUCCGGAUAACUACCCCUUUAACCACGGCCACUGUAGGCUUGAAAGCUUGUAG
Bipolaris maydis ATCC 48331 is the source of this 432-nucleotide messenger RNA. RefSeq lists its product as uncharacterized. NCBI's taxonomy places the organism in Eukaryota, Fungi, Ascomycota, Dothideomycetes, Pleosporales, Pleosporaceae. The record is from RefSeq and is a predicted model, not a curated record.